AUGCUUGAUGAGCGCAAUCGAGGACUGAAGUACAUCAAGAGUCUGGAAUUCUACGUCCGCAAAUCGUCAGCGAAGCUCUCGCCAGGUGUCCACAAUGUCGGCAAGUCACUCCUUGCUUACAUCAAAACGUUACUGCUCUGGUCCGCUCAGAAUAAUCUCAGGAACGUCGAGUUCUAUCAUGGAACCUGGUCACAUGGCCCAAAAGCCGCAAGCAACGCCAUCAAAGCCGUAGAGCACGUCAACCACGUCCGAAUUACGCCGAACAGCUAUGAAGGCCUUCAGCACAUCUAUAUCCUUUUCAAGAACCGUCGCAUCUCAGCUUUGCAUCUCGACUUCCGCACGCUCGCUCCUGAACCAAGCCCUCCGCGGAAUAACACUUCAGGACCGGGCGUAGAUCAAAUCACUACACUGCUAUUCGCUCAUCUUAUGCCCAUCAAGAACGCAACACUCAACCUCACACAGUUGACUCUGUGGAAUGUCGAUUUGUCGCUUUGUGACAAGAGCUGGAUCCCCUUGCUGGAUCACAAGGCCCUGCGGAAGUUGGAACUGGUUCGCUGCCUUGGAACGGGUCGUUUCUUGCGUAGCCUAAUCAAUCAUCCUACGCUUAUCAACGAACCUGCGCAUUUGGAGAGCCUCGUGAUAGUCGUUGAUGCUGAUGCUAUCGAAGCCAACGAUACUGUCCCAGCAGUGGACCAUUUCCUCCGAAACACCCCAAUUUCUCUUGAGCAUCUCUGGCUACAGAUUCCGAGACAGAACGAGCUGCCGACAUUAGCUCACAUUGCCCGCCACGGCAUAACCCUCAAGACCCUCCACCUAGAUUGCUCAAACUCCCAAGCCGGAGAGAGUCAGCCCUCGUCAGCACACUACAACAUUGAUGUUCUACGCAAAUAUCUUCCUCGCUUCGCGAACAUCACACAGCUCGGCCUUUCUCUGCAGCCUUUUCUGAACGCAAAGUUCACACGUGAAGAUGGAAUCUAUCUCUUAUCGGAGAGCCCUGGCCCAAUCCUGGCGAAGAUCAAUCCCGCAACACUCGUGAUACCAACAAGCCCUUCAGAUAUCCAUGACGCCUCCGGCCUCGCAGCAGCUCCAACUGUAGACAUGCAAGCGUACAUAUGCGGGAUGAUGGCGACCUCAAUCUUCCAGCUCAGUACCGAGCUCUGCCGUCAAUCCCGCCUUCCGCGACGGUCAAAUCUGCGUACGAUUGCCUUCCGGCUACCUUCACCAGUGGGACUUGCUACGCCGUUAUCUUCUGGGGCUUGUUUCACACAGGCAGGUCGAACGGGGAGUGCGGUUACAGCGCCAAACCGAACAGUCGCUUGUUUCACCCGCGGCAGAUUGACUGUUGAUGGCGUUUCCUCUGAGGUUGCGGUACCUAUCAGUCUCAACAAGCUGACUGAUUUGGGUGAGGAGGUGGAAAUCGUAGAGCGCAUGGCUAUCUUUGGGGAUGACGUCCUGGAGGUUUGA
Coniosporium apollinis CBS 100218 is the source of this 1464-nucleotide messenger RNA. RefSeq lists its product as uncharacterized. NCBI's taxonomy places the organism in Eukaryota, Fungi, Ascomycota, Dothideomycetes. The transcript is spliced from 6 exons. The coding region runs from base 1 to 1464 and encodes 487 amino acids. The record is from RefSeq and is a predicted model, not a curated record.